Alternaria atra is the source of this 873-nucleotide messenger RNA. RefSeq lists its product as uncharacterized. Lineage: Eukaryota; Fungi; Ascomycota; Dothideomycetes; Pleosporales; Pleosporaceae. The record is from RefSeq and is a predicted model, not a curated record. The coding region runs from base 1 to 873 and encodes 290 amino acids. Gene Ontology annotation, molecular function: GTPase activity. The transcript has 2 exons.
AUGAGUAAAUAUGGUACUCUGGUUAUGGGCCCGGCCGGUGCUGGCAAAUCUACCUUCUGUUCCGCCCUGAUCCAGCAUCUCCAGAACAGCAAACGCCCGUGUUUCUACGUAAACCUGGAUCCUGCGGCUGAGGAAUUCGCAUUCGAGCCCGAUCUAGACAUUAAGGAUUUGAUUAGCCUGGAAGAUGUCAUGGAAGAGAUGAGCCUAGGACCCAACGGUGGCCUAAUAUACUGCUUCGAAUUUCUCAUGGAGAACCUCGACUGGCUGACGGACCCGCUCGAGGAAGUUACCGAAGAGUACCUCAUCGUAUUUGACAUGCCAGGUCAGAUCGAAUUAUAUACGCACGUACCGAUAUUGCCGAACUUGGUGAAGCACCUCAUGACGGGCUCGCUCAACAUCCGCAUGUGCGCCGCCUACCUCCUCGAAGCGACCUUUGUCAUCGACCGACCCAAGUUCUUCUCCGGCACACUCUCUGCCAUGAGUGCCAUGAUGAUGCUGGAGAUGCCGCACAUCAAUAUACUGAGCAAGAUGGACCUUGUAAAAGGGCAGAUAGCGAAGCGCGACCUCAAACGCUUCGUCGAUGUCGAUGCAGAUCUGAUCGAGGAUGAUCCCGCGCGCAAAAAGACUACGCCCGAGGAAGAGAGGAAGUACAGAGACCCAGCGUCAACUGAGAGCCUCAUGAGCGGAUCAUCCUUCCAUAAGCUCAACAAGGCUGUGGCGGAGCUUAUUGAUGGUUUCAGUAUGGUCUCUUUCCUCAAGCUGGACGUCCAAGACGAGGACAGUCUGGGUGCGGUGCUGAGCUACAUCGACGACGCCAUUCAGUUCCACGAAUCGCAGGAGCCCAAGGAGCCGAAAGACAUGGAAGCCGAGUGA